AUGCCUUCAACUCAGAAUGUGGAAGAAGUCGUGCUCUUCCUCAAGAAACAGCUGCAAUGGACACAACAGCGGGAGUUCGAAAAGUCAAGUUUUUCGAAGUGGCUGCAAGUGUUGUUCAUGCACUCAUGGAAUUCCUCGGAGACUCGGAUAGGCUCCUCUGCAUUUGACGCCGUCGUUUUCGUUUGCCUUCCACGGCGUCCUCUGUAUCCUGGAUGCUUGUCAGACAUCGAAACCACAUUCCAAGAGACCCGAAACUCAGUGCUUGGCGAGAUCCCCAUUCUUGCAAGCGAGCAGCGGUUACUUGACGAGGCUGGCGGCGAGGAGGAUAAAAUGGAGGAUAAGAAAGUCGAAGGGAAUGGGCGGCCAAAGGUGCUUGCCAACGGGACAUGCGCAACGGAGACGGCGCUGGCUCAGCGAGAUUGGAGGCUGUCAACCAUUGAGAGCUACCCAGAUGUGCUUCCGGUCAACCAUACGCCUAAUACGCCGCAGAAUCUCUGUCUUGACUUUGCAGCGCUCGGGGACCUCAAGCUGGUUGAACGACCUGUUGUAUAUCUCAUAGUGCUUCUUGGUUUCCAGAGUAGCAAAGCUACAGUCAAGGUCUCAUCAACAGAGACGGCAGUCAUAUUCGGCAGCAUUUUAUGGGAAGGCCCUGCCCUCGGUGACUGCUGCGUCAUCUUGAACGACGUCCAUAGCGAUAUCAUGGAUUAUAUCAAGCCUACACAUUUGAUUCCUCUCAAGUUCCGAAGCAUGUGGACAGAGUUUGAGUGGGAGAACAGGGAGAAUGUAUCGACGAACAUGUCAUAUGUCUCCUGGCUGUCAUACCGACUUUCCGACUUUCUCGCUAACGCAUACGUAUCUAUUCGCGUCGACGACUACCUUAACUGCGAGGACACAGGCGAAGACGCGUCAGCCAAUCUUACCAUCGAGAAGACAGGAGCUGAGAUCGUUGGUAUUCGGAGUAAGACGCAGUGUAUUUCUUAUGUCCACUGGAUUCAGGGUGGGAUUGUAGCUCAGACUGAUAGUAAUGUGACAAUGCACUAUGAGUUUUUUGCCAGAUACAUGGGUUGGUACUUGUAUGGUCUGCAGCAUGCCGCAACCGCACCCGAUAAUCGCAGCUUGUGUGGUCUUAACGCAGGGACGAAGGAGGAUAGGAUGACAUCUAUGUCUGUCAGGACUCAGUUUGGUAGUACUAGUCGGAGUCACUCAAAGUUGUCCCGUCAUGAACGGAGUGACGGUCUGUAUAACCCGUCAAUAUCUGCCAGCGAUGCUGAUAGCAGCAUUCAUUAUUGUCCCGAAAUUUGCUCCGUGUUAAAGUGCUGCGCUGGCCAGACGUGCCAGAAGUCAUGGCAGUUUGAUGAUGGAGCUGUGGUUCUUGUCCCCAUAUGUGUGGAUGCCUGA
Suillus paluster is the source of this 1398-nucleotide messenger RNA. RefSeq names its product coatomer beta C-terminal region-domain-containing protein. Gene Ontology annotation, biological process: intra-Golgi vesicle-mediated transport; endoplasmic reticulum to Golgi vesicle-mediated transport; intracellular protein transport. Lineage: Eukaryota; Fungi; Basidiomycota; Agaricomycetes; Boletales; Suillaceae. Gene Ontology annotation, cellular component: COPI vesicle coat; cytoplasm. The record is from RefSeq and is a predicted model, not a curated record. The transcript is spliced from 13 exons. The coding region runs from base 1 to 1398 and encodes 465 amino acids. Gene Ontology annotation, molecular function: structural molecule activity.